UAUUAUUAGUAGUAGUACUGUCAUUACAUUAAGUCAUAUAUUUCUGUCACAGUAUCUUCAAGCUAAACCAAACUUAUAUUUUGAUGGGUCGCUGUGAAGACCUUUAAGUUUCUGUUUGUAUAUGAUAUGACGAUAGUUUUCUCACAAGAAACAGUAAAGUUCUAGAGAUUAUAUUUAUUUGUUCCCCCUGAUAGCACACAUACAUCAUGGAGACAUCUAUUUGACGUCUGCAUUUACAUCUGCAAGACGUAUUUUUUAGAGUGUUUGCUCAUCUGCAAUACGUCUAUUGGACGUUUCUUAUCGGAUGUCAAACAGAUGUAUAUAAGAUGUCUUUAAGAUAUUUAUGAUUUAAAAUGUAUGUAAAACUAACAUCUUACAGACGUCUGUCAGAUGUUUGUACAUCGCAGAUGUUUUCCAGAUCAAAUGAUCUUUAACAGACAUCUUGCAGACGUAUGUGUGCUAUCUGGGCCUGUAUUCGUAUAUUGAGGUGGCAAAGGCUGAAAACACCGCCAAUGUCACGUGCGCUUCAGUAUGUGUACCCUGAUAGCACACAUCACAGAGACGUCUAUUUAACGUCUGCAUUUACAUCUACAAAUGUAUUUUUCAAAUGGACGUUUGCUAUCGGAUGUCAAAUGGACGUCUAUUAGAUGUCUUUAAGAUGUUUAUGAUUUAGAAUUUAUGUAAAACUAACAUAUGACAGCAGAUGCUUUCCAGAUCAAGUGAUCUUUAACAGACAUCUUGUAGACAUAUAUGUGGUAUCUGUGUAGAAAACGAACACGCAUCUACGCCAUUCAUUCAAACAGAGAUAUGCAGAACAUGCAGGAUUCAUAUUAAAAUAUUUUUGUGGCUUAGUAUUCACAGACACGUGUUAGUUUACUGACCUAGUUUUGAUUUAUUCAUCCAAAAUUCAGUAAAUCCCGUGACAUUCUGCGUUAUACAGUAAAUUCCAUUUUUAUGACUGGAUUCCGUGUUUUCCGCAUCACGGAAAUCAUAGGGCUUAAAGCUUGGGAAUGUAAACAUGGCUCUUAAUGCCAUGUAGUAGUGUACUCUGUAUAUGUUAAGCCAUAGCAUAUACAGCUUUCCUUUAAAGGUUGAGUAAUGUUUCUGAAACACGUGUGAGCCAGGGCCAAGACAAUGUUAUUACCUUAUAAAAACACAGGGCUGGGAAAUUACCCUCACAUCUUGAAAGCUCCAGAACUUGCCAGCAUUUAGAAGGGUCUCAGGUUCAGUUCGCAGCUUGUUGUGACGUCCAGCCAAGCCCUCUGCUGACAUGAUGCUAUCAGACUCUUUAAAUAGGGGCGAGCGGGAUACUCAAGACUGGAAAACACUGAAGCUGCCUCAUAGACAAACAAGACCUAGAAGUGAAGACCACAGUUAGAAAGCAACAGGAAAAUAGAGAGUCCAAACACAGAGAUCCAGUAAAACCAUGGCAAAAAUAAGUGCUGAAGAAAUGCCGCGUCAGUUCACGAAGAUCUCUCUCCACGAGGUGGAUGAAAGAGUUCGUCUCUUGGCUGAAAAGGUGUACGCUUCAGCUCUAAAGGAAGAAGACAAUAAGAACACCAUGUCAAUGUUCACCGUCCCUGAGGACUGUCCUAUCGGCUUGCAUCAGGCCAAGGAGCGGGAGCUACGCAAAGAAAUACAGGAGCAGAUGUCAGAGGAAUCGGUCAAAAGGAAACAGAGUUUCAAGAUGAUACGAUCCCAGUCAGUGUGCUUGCAAAUGCCUGUCAAUCUAGACUGGUCGAUGAUUUCACCCAUGCUGACUCCGUCCUCACCUACUGGCCCUAUAUUUGUCAAUAUCCCAGAAUUCCAGAGGGUCACUAUCAGCGGAGACUACUGUGCAGGGAUAACUGUUGAGGACUAUGAGCAAGCAGCAAAAGCCCUGCUGACAGCACUCUUCAUCAGAGAGAAAUAUUCCCGGCUGGCAUAUCAUCGCUUUCCCAGGACCACUGCCAAGUUUCUAAGGAGUGCCAAUAAUGAGAAAUGGAGUGAGGAGGAAGAAGUGCUGCCAGAUGUCUGGCCCGCAUCAAGUGAGGGUGAGGAUCCAUACAGUAUGGAAGACCUUCCACAGAAUCUGAACUACCCCCUGAGGAUGAAAGACGGAAUCAUAUACGUCUAUGAUAAUGAGGACGCCUUAAAACAAGAUCAGCCACGGAGCUUACCAUAUCCUGAUUUGGAAACCUUUGCUAUUGACAUGAGCCACGUCCUUGCCAUGAUUGCAGACGGACCAACGAAGACCUAUUGUCACAGAAGGCUUAACUUCCUGAUGUCCAAAUUCCAACUACAUGAAAUGCUGAAUGAGAUGGCUGAACUCAAGGAACUGAAAAGCGUUCCUCACAGAGACUUCUACAACGUCAGAAAGGUUGAUACGCACAUUCACGCAGCUGCCUGCAUGAACCAGAAGCAUCUACUGAAGUUCAUCAAGGACACAUAUAAGACAGAAGCAGACCGGGUUGUGGCAGAGAAGGGCGGAAAGAAAGUCACGCUCAAACAGGUGUUUGACAAUCUAAAAAUGGACCCGUAUGAUCUCACAGUAGACUCAUUGGAUGUACAUGCGGGCAGACAAACAUUUCAUCGCUUUGAUAAAUUCAAUUCCAAAUACAACCCAGUAGGUGCUAGUGAGCUCAGAGAGAUCUACCUCAAAAGCGAUAACUACAUCAACGGAGAAUACUUUGCACGUCUCAUCAAGGAGGUUGCUCAAGAACUGGAGGAGAGUAAAUAUCAGCACGCAGAGCCCCGUCUCUCAAUUUACGGCCGAGCUCCUGAAGAGUGGGAUAGCCUGUCCAAAUGGUUUAUCAACCAGAAGUUGCACUCCCCUAACAUGAGAUGGAUCAUACAGGUGCCCAGGAUCUAUGACAUUUUCAGAUCCAAGAAGAUUUUUCCCAACUUCGCCAAGAUGCUAGAGAACAUCUUCCUCCCACUGUUUCAGGCCACCGUUAACCCUCAGAAAUACAAAGAAAUGCAUGUCUUCCUCAAACAUGUGACAGGGUUUGACAGUGUGGAUGAUGAGUCCAAACACAGUGAUCACAUAUUCACCUAUAAGAGUCCAAAACCUCAGGAGUGGACCAUGGAGGAAAACCCACCGUACACUUACUACCUAUUCCACAUGUAUGCCAACAUCAUGGUUCUCAACAACCUACGAAAGGAACGUGGUCUCAAUACCUUCCAGUUCCGUCCCCACUGUGGAGAGGCUGGAUCCAUCACCCAUCUGGUGUCAGCCUUCCUGACAGCUGACAACAUCUCUCAUGGACUCAACCUGAAGAAGAGUCCUGUCCUGCAGUACCUGUAUUAUUUGGCCCAGGUACCCAUUGCUAUGUCUCCACUCAGCAAUAACAGCCUAUUCUUAGAGUAUUCCAAGAAUCCCCUCAGGGAGUUCCUGCAGAAGGGCCUGUGUGUGUCCCUCUCCACGGAUGACCCGUUACAGUUCCACUACACAAAGGAAGCUUUGAUGGAGGAGUAUGCCAUUGCAGCACAACUGUGGAAACUAAGCACGUGCGACACGUGUGAGAUCGCCAGAAAUAGUGUGCUUCAGAGCGGUCUGUCUCAUCAGGAGAAGAAACACUUCCUGGGUGAGAAUUAUCUGCAGGAUGGACCAGAGGGAAAUGACAUCCGAAAGACAAAUGUGGCACAGAUCCGUAUGGCCUAUCGGCACGAGACCUUGUGCAAUGAGCUCAGCUUCCUAGUGGAUGCCGUCAAAUCAGUGGCAGUGGCUGAAAAAGAUGCAGCAGAGUGAAUGAUAGGCUAUAAGAUGGGUUCAUAUAAGUGGACCAGACAUUAGUAUAAAACCCUAUCUUGCUACAGGUGAUGUUCCAGAGAGCUAUGGAAAUGCAUCAUCCUGGUAGCAAAACAUAGAGUCAUUCGUCUUGGUGCCUUAGGAUGGACAUAUCCUUUCCCAUAGUGCCGGUGAUGGUGAUGGAUAUAUCCAUUUCAUAUCUCAAAUCUGUUUUAUAUUAAAAAAAAUGGGA
This is a messenger RNA of Labeo rohita (rohu), 3962 nucleotides long. It is a transcript of the gene ampd3b, whose product is annotated as adenosine monophosphate deaminase 3b. Gene Ontology annotation, biological process: IMP salvage; AMP metabolic process. Gene Ontology annotation, molecular function: AMP deaminase activity. Gene Ontology annotation, cellular component: cytosol. The transcript is spliced from 15 exons. Lineage: Eukaryota; Metazoa; Chordata; Actinopteri; Cypriniformes; Cyprinidae. Bases 1427 to 3730 code for a protein of 767 amino acids. The record is from RefSeq and is a predicted model, not a curated record.